Temnothorax curvispinosus is the source of this 2019-nucleotide messenger RNA. RefSeq lists its product as uncharacterized. Gene Ontology annotation, molecular function: growth factor activity; fibroblast growth factor receptor binding. Gene Ontology annotation, cellular component: cytoplasm. NCBI's taxonomy places the organism in Eukaryota, Metazoa, Arthropoda, Insecta, Hymenoptera, Formicidae. The record is from RefSeq and is a predicted model, not a curated record. Gene Ontology annotation, biological process: cell differentiation; regulation of cell migration; positive regulation of protein phosphorylation. The coding region runs from base 36 to 1523 and encodes 495 amino acids. The transcript has 2 exons.
UUCACAGAAGAACAACAGCAAUCGGACAAGUAACAAUGCAAAGCAUGGCGACCUGUCUCUUUCUCUGUAUGGAUUCUUGCGGUGUACUUUACGGCUCGCUCAAUUGCACAAAAGCAUGCAUCUUCAAUGAGACUCUGGAGCAACACAAUUACAAUACGUACAUCUCGGCACACUGGUCCAAGGAGAACGAAACGCUUUACAUUGGUAUGGACCGUUAUGGCCAUCCGAAGAAAGUAAUUGUCACAGAAGGUAACACUCUGGGCAAAAGGUCAUCCAACGUUCGGGUACUGACGCAGGUGGUUUCGGCUGAUCGCUUGGAGAUCCUGCAGAGGCGGAUACUGGGCGCUCAUCACAAAGUUCGCCAUUGGCAUCAUCAUUGCCAGACUAGCGACGAAACGCUGAAGAUGUGUCGCGUAACGCCGCCCCCGGAGAUUCAAUGCCGCAACAACAGCCGAAAGAAGAAGAAGAAGCGGAAGCGACGGUGCAGGUCGGGCGAGCAACCCGGUUCCCAAUGCAAAGUCACCGAGAAAUCAAUCGCGGAAUCAGUGGCAGGUGUCAUCGAGGCGUCAUCGGAGAUCGUAAGCAACACCACGCCGGAAUCCAAGCGAUCCUGCGAGGGGGCGGCCAGCGAGGAGGCUUGCAGGCGACAGGCUCUCUCCGUUUCGGCGAAGAAGCGGAAAUCGCGGAUAGACGGCGGCGGCAGGAACCACACGCUCGGUAAGAACAAAGCACCAACGUCAAAUGCGAAAAAGCCAAACCUCAGGGUCGCCGAUAAUCAAAGUAAAAAGCCUGAUUUGACGGACGGGAAGAAGAAGAGGAAGAGGACGACUCAGCAGCAGAUGAGCUGGGGGAUGAGCACGGUGGCAUCGCCAUCCCGGAAGCGGUACGGGCCUGGCACGACUUCCUCGUCCCGAGUCUCUUUGUCGCUAACAGCGCCCGCCAGCGAGGAGCAAUGGGCCUCGACAGCCACGUUGUCCUCUUCGCCGUCUCUUCUUGGUGCGUCAACCGUUCUCUUCUCUAUCAAAAGGCCGAGUUCGCCGCAGUCUGAUCAUAAAAAACCCCCGCCGUCCUCGAGGAACCACAUCGCGAGACCGAUAGGCUCGCGUAGGAUAGGAAAGUCUUCCCGGGAUAGCGCGGCUCUGCCGGGUCGAUCGAGGUCGAUAUCGGCGACGUCGAGGAGCAAAAUAGCACUGCUACCGUCAACCACCAAAGUUCCUGAAGAUACAUGCGCCUAUACUACAACCCCUCUGCCUCAACUCUCGCCAGUUCUCCCUUCCUCGUCCUUGUCCUGGCAGGAAUCCGACGACGAAGACUCCUCGCUCGUCGACGAGGAAUCGUCCUCGAUCGUUUCGAGCGAGCUCGCAAUCGUCACGGUCGAAUCCAGCACGUUGGCAGCUUCCGACGACGUUAUCGCGGAAGUUACGACGUUUAGCUCGGACGAAAGAACCUAUGAGGACAGCGACGUGGUCGAUAUGAUCCCGCAGACUACAACGAAACUUCCGCUGGAGAGACUGGCGAUGUAACGCCAUCCCUCGGAUGGCCGGAGGCUGAUUUGUGCGCAAUUGUAAACUUACGUGUACAUAGCAAUCACUCUACGUUACGACUUACUUCACAUUCAUGCAACGAGCAGGUGGCACACAUGUGUCGUGCAGAAAUUUUGAUAUUAUGAGGGGAUCGAUAUGAUUGCAGUUUUGGUGAGAUCGAUUUAGUUGUGUAAAGUUUUUUGAAUAAACACUUUAAGAACUUAAAUCAAAUAUGAAUCGAAAAUGAAUAAAAAUUGAAUUUUUUCGUCAAAUCUAUAAUUGUUAUUUAUAUCAGGAUUUUCCGCUCUGAUGUCUGAACCUGAAAUUAAAAUCCCGAAAAUGGCAAUCCACAGUAACUGUGUUAUAAGAGACAUUGUCUACUUUUUUCUUUAAGCGGAAUUUAACUGGACAAAUUGUACUAUUUUCAAUAUCACUCAGUCGUAAAUUGUAUAUAAGAGAUCAUUUUUUUGAGAUCAUAUUACUUGAUAAAAUAAAA